Molecule: messenger RNA, 690 nt
Organism: Suillus subaureus
Lineage: Eukaryota; Fungi; Basidiomycota; Agaricomycetes; Boletales; Suillaceae
Exons: 5
Coding region: 1-690 (229 amino acids)
Source: RefSeq, a predicted model, not a curated record
AUGGCUGAGAAAUGUAGCUUGCACACAAUCACAGAAUGUCUUCAAGCGGAUGAGCAGUAUGCUUCACAGCUUGGUGCGCUGGUGGAUGCCCGCAUCCCUAUAUUGCAGCAUGAGCUGAAAGACGAUGCUUGUGCAAACAUUGAUGGCUACUUCUGCCUUGGGCACAAGGACUUUGCAAAAGCGAAAAAACUAACAGAAAAGGUCAUUUAUGCUUAUGCUUUGAAGUUCGAUACCAACAAUAAUGCUAUGCCUAUUAGGAACAAGCCCUACCAGGGUGAACUCCUCAUAUACUUGAUAUGUAACCAGCUCUUCCUUAGCUCAAAGGCCAUUGGUGUGAAAUUUGUGGCAUGCUUUGUUGAAAUUGCCAAGAAUAAGGCGCAGCAUCCUGAAAUUCCUAUAUCCUUGCUGGUGCUGGUUGCAACUGUGGUUUAUUCCACUCUUUUAUGGAAGUCUCUUGGUUCACUGGGGAAGUUCAACUUCUCAGGAAACCAAUUCAGCAAAACUUACAACUACCACAUCAAGUCCCUGGAACAGUUGAAGGAGAACGCACCUGGAAAGUUUCAUCAUAUGAUGGCGGACAUUUAUGAGGCUGUGCAUAAGUUGAGUCGGAUUAGCGCUGCUGGGGGCCACAACAAGCUGGACACUUUGGAACUGCUUGACCUUGAUGGUAUGGAGGAGGACAAGGACUAA